Messenger RNA from Drosophila montana, 1440 nucleotides. Its product is annotated as lipase 3-like. The transcript is spliced from 5 exons. Gene Ontology annotation, biological process: lipid metabolic process. NCBI's taxonomy places the organism in Eukaryota, Metazoa, Arthropoda, Insecta, Diptera, Drosophilidae. The coding region runs from base 48 to 1238 and encodes 396 amino acids. Gene Ontology annotation, molecular function: hydrolase activity, acting on ester bonds. The record is from RefSeq and is a predicted model, not a curated record.
AAGAGGUAACCCAAUUGUUAACGAAAAGAUAUCAUUGGAAUAAUAAGAUGUCUCGACGAGUUGCCUUACUUAUAUGGAUAUUUUUGCAUGCAACGCUCGCACAAGAUGAUCCCAUUAAAGAAGAUGCUGACCUUAGUACGGUGGAGCUAAUUGAAAAGUACGGGUAUCCAGGCGAAAGUCAUACGGUGGAGACUGAAGAUGGUUAUUUUUUGACCAUGCAUCGAAUCCCAAGACCCAACGCAAAGCCUGUUUUGCUGAUGCAUGGUCUAUUGGAUAGCUCUGCCACGUGGGUGAUGAUGGGACCCGAAAAGGGACUAGGUUACUGGCUCUACGACCAGGGCUACGAUGUGUGGAUGGGCAAUGUGCGUGGCAAUGUGUAUAGUAGGAAACACGCCAGUUACACGCCCGAUGAGAGCGAGUUUUGGGAUUUCUCGUUUCACGAAAUAGGCAUCUUUGAUUUACCAAAAAUCAUUGAUUAUGUACUUGAACAAACGGACAAUACGGAUCUUCACUACAUUGGACACUCACAGGGCACCACAUCCUUCUGGAUAAUGGGUAGUGAGCGUCCCGAGUAUAUGGAAAAGAUCAAGUUCAUGCAGGCCCUGGCUCCGGUUGCCUUUUUUAAGGAUAGCAAGAGUCCUCCAUUGAAUUUCUUGGGUGCAACUAAAUUAUCCUCAACACUUUUACUGCAGAUGCUUGGCCCAAAUGAAUUCCUACCGAAGAACGAAUUUAUAGAAACGAUCAGUGCAGCGGUUUGCGAUGGGACGGAAUUUGGCGCUCAGCUCUGCUCGAAUACUCUCUUCCUGUUCACGGGCUUCGACCAGGAGCAGCUGAAUGAGACCAUGUUGCCGACGAUCCUAGGACAUGCUCCCGCUGGAGCCUCCACCAAGCAAAUACUGCACUUCGGCCAGAUGAGAUCACUGAACGACUUUCGCAAAUACGACUAUGGCCCAUUGGAGAAUCAAUUGCGAUACAAAAGCUUGCUUCCACCCAAAUAUAAGCUGGAAAAUGUGAGUGCCAAGGUGGGCUUAUAUUAUGGCCAAAACGAUUGGCUGGCUCAGCCCGCAGACGUGACCACGCUUUACUUUCAAUUGCCCAAUGUGGUAUUUAAAUAUCUGGUGGACUAUCCAAAGUUCAAUCAUCUGGAUUUCAUGUGGGGCAUUGAUGCACGGGAGCUGCUCUACGAUCGCAUGCUUGAGAGCAUGCGUUAUUAUGAGAACGAGCAAAUGAUCAAUUAAAACUUGGCACAGCCUUGAGAAAGAAAAUCGAAAUAAAAAAUUAAUCAAAAAAAUUAAAAUAAUAUUGGCUGCUUUUGCUAAAAAACAUUGCCAGUUUAUAAAUGAUUUAGCGAAAUUAUAACUAUAAUAUUAAUGAAUUAGAACUAAUAUAUAUAGCCUAUAGUUCUCAAAAACGGACUAAAAUUAAAAUCAGGGUAUACAA